AUGGCCGACAAGUUCGUCACCGCCCACGUCGGGGCUAAGAAGGCAGAGGCCAGAGUGAAUGAUAUAUUUGCCAUUAGAAGGGAUAGCGGUGGUAGCUUUCCAAAAUGGAUUGAACAUGAAUGGGCUGAGAGCGACCAUAAAGUUAUUAAGCCGGCUCAUGAAAUACCCUCCCACCACUUGGGAAGAAAUUUACAACGCCUAUUACCCCAAGAAAUAGUGUAUGCACUAGAGAAGCUUGGCACAAAGAUGAAGUGGCCACAAAAAAUGAAGUCCGACCCAAGUACCCGAAAGUCGAACGUCCUCUAUAAAUUUCACCAAGAGCGGGGACACAAAACCGAAGACUGCAUAGCCCUACGGCAAGAAGUAGUGAACAUGCUUCACCAAGGGCACCUGACAAAGCUAAUGAGCGAUCGAGGACGAGCCAACUUUGGCCGCGGACGAGAACAACACCAAGGCCCUCCAAAGCCACCCUCCCCCGCCCGUGCCAUCCAAAUGAUCAUUAGUAGGGGCGAUGAAGCAGUAAUCAACCAUGUGAAAUUUACCACCACAGAUAAACUGAAGCGGUCGAUCACCCACGAAUGGUAUGAUUACCUCGAAGACAGUAUCAUCUUCGAUAAGUUAGAUACCCACGAUUUGUCUUUUCCUCACUUCGAUGCUCUUGUCACUACUUUACGUAUUUCGGAUACUGAUGUAAAAAGAAUAAUUGUAGAGGAAGCGGCGCAUGUAUUAUCCACCCUCGAGUUCUCACACAGAUGA
Molecule: messenger RNA, 756 nt
Organism: Nicotiana tabacum (common tobacco)
Lineage: Eukaryota; Viridiplantae; Streptophyta; Magnoliopsida; Solanales; Solanaceae
Source: RefSeq, a predicted model, not a curated record